Molecule: messenger RNA, 2761 nt
Organism: Blastomyces gilchristii SLH14081
Lineage: Eukaryota; Fungi; Ascomycota; Eurotiomycetes; Onygenales; Ajellomycetaceae
Exons: 2
Coding region: 462-1973 (503 amino acids)
Source: RefSeq, a predicted model, not a curated record
CGCGGUUUGGACGACGCCAAGUCGGGGUCAACUCCUCCCUCGUUAAUCUAGCUCAAAUCGGUUAAUCCGCAUGUGUCACCUACUAAAGAAGGACUAGUUUAUCCUCGGCCCACUCCUUUUGCUGAGAAUCACGUGCAUCCCGUGCAUCCCGCCCUGUAUGAUUUUUUGGGUUGGAAUGGGCGCAAACCUGUUUGUGUUGCAGCUUGCAGCUCGCAUCCAGUCUUUCCAACCUCUUUCUCCGGCCAAACUGCAUCUAGAACCUUUUUUCAUAUCCCAUCUCAGGUGCAUUCGAAACCCCUUGAGUUCGAGAGCUAGCGGCUCGCAAGUCGUCGCCAGCCAUCUAUCCCUACUAGUUAAUCAUUUCGUCACCCUUGCCCCUAUCUAAUGUCCAUCACGAUUGUCGGUUCGAAACGCCGUCGCGGGUACCCUGUUUGCUGGUUUACCUCUAUCGAUCUUAAACCAUGGACAUAGCGACGGCGAUGGCGCCAGAAAGCUUACCACUAUCCUUCGUGGAAAACGACAUCGAACCUAGCAGUUGCCCCCCAGUCAACCAACGCCAAUACCAUGAGGUUGUUCUACAAAUCCCACCUAGCCAGGCGGAAGAAGACGUGGAAAAAGAGCUUAUCAGUAUAGCCCAAGGGAUUGGUUUAGAGACCUCUAAUGCUAUACAUCCACAGUUCGAUAUGUCCCAAUUGGCGAACCAUUUUCCCAAUCAGUCUUCUCACCUUAACUUGGAAUCUUCUCCCCUUACUUCAACCAGCUCUCCUCAUGCAAAUAACAAUAAUGUGUCUUCUCCGCCAACUAUAUCCUCAAGCAAUGAAAUCGCCAGCAGUAUGUAUUCUGCUACCUCCAUUUCCACGCGCCCAACAUCGCACGGCUCCGUUGUAGAGCAGCCAUCCAUUUCGCCGGUGUCAAGGCCCGGACAGUGUUACAGGUCAAGUUUAUCGUUCGUGAAACAGGGUAGUCGUGAGCGAAGGGUGAGGUUUAGUAGUUUCAGGUUAUCCUUUGGAAAAUUUCCGAAUUUUAGAAGGCGUUCCGCUACAGCCGUCUCAACACCUACCUCUCCUGUAUGGUCCGAAACCAGAUCCAUCACGCCAGGCCUUGACAACCUACAAUUCCUAGAUUCGCAGUCCAAAUUGGGAAACCAGACCCCGCAGUCGAAUAAUAACCCCUCGUUCAAUCAUAGCAAUAAUGUUGAUAAGCUUGCUACGAUGAAGACUUUGAAUUGCCCUAAAAUACAAGAAUUGCGUAGUGCUCAGAAAGCCCAACGAGACCGAUUCCUGGCAUUCAAGGAAGAAGCACUCGAAACUCUUUAUCUCAGGCACGAAGAGUCGAAAUCUUUGAAGAGAAGGGAAUAUGAGAAAGUGGAACGUGAUAUAGAUGACCAGAAUAUGCAAGAAGCAAAUCGACUUGAGGAGCUUCAACUUAGCGCUGAACUCGAUCUAGUUGAGGAACUACGGCGAGAAAGGCAAACUCUAGAGAUGCGUAUCCUCCAUAUGGAAGGUUACCUCAGUAACGCUCCGCGAAAUUCCGAAUCCAGGCUUUCGAAUAACGAUGUUGACAACCACUCUUAUAUCCAUCAACCCCACCGCCAAGUCACUCAAAAAGAUAGGGACCAUCUACUCGAAAAGUACCGCGAACGGGACAGGAUGGAUACUCUCCAUAUAUCAAAGAUCAAAGUGCUCCGAGACACCCAAGAACGGAAAUACCUAGAAACAGUGUCCAAGCAGGAGAAGAAAGCCAGCAAAGUGGCCCAAGUACAUGAGAACGCAUUCCAGAACCUUGUCAGCCGUUGUGACAACGAGACUGCAGCUGCUAAUGCGUGGUUUCUCAGUCGAAAACAACACCUGAGAAUGAGGUGGAUGCUUGAAGAAGCGAUUGUUAGAAAAAGAUUGGAAAUCGACACGGGUAUCUCUUAUGUUCCAUUGCCAGUGAUUUCAUUUUCGGAGGAAUAUGCAGAGAGACCUGAUUAAUCUCGACUCACACAACACGACGCGCAUCUCAUGAAUCAACCUUGGUGCGCUCCCCUUUGCUCUCUGUCUGCAAUACGCCCUGGCACUCCGGCACCCACGGCUCCCAUUGAUAUGCGGUCCGGUUUAUGAAGAGUCCGACACUUUCACGCUCCCCUAAGUAUCCACCCCAUAUCAACUCUGCAUAUAACUCGUACUCCUUUCUACCUUUUAACGGCCCUUUCAUCCCCUGUUUUACGACAUGAUGCCAGUUCUAUACCCCUCAUUUUCUGUUGCAUGGUUCUCAUUCAGUUUUUCUUUUCGUUUGGUUUUUUCAUUUUUGUUGCAUAACAUGAUUGGUUUUGUUUACUUUGUAUAGAGGAAAGGUGUCAAGAAAAAGGGCAAAAAAUAGAAGCAGAUUUAAGCGAUCUGUUUUUGCCCAUAAUAUUUAGUGUAAUAUUUCAUUCAGCCGUACAUACCAAACUAUAUAUUAAGUUAAUUCGACUUGCGAUCCCUCUAUUCUACCUUGUUUUGUAAUACUGAUUCGACAAGCCUCUGUGAAGACCUACCCUCUAAUCAUUCUGUUCGAUUUACUCUAGUGCUUAGAGAACGAUCACAUACUUACUUGACCAACAUAAUAAAGUCUACCAUAGAUCAUUAUAUAUAGGUCACCGACAAUGACUCGUAAUAACGAGGACGAGUACAGUCAUUCCUCUUCUUCUACUUGUUCUACUUCACUUAUCAAAUUCUGAUACAUAUUCUAAUUUUGAACCAUGCGAAUUUUCAAAGCCUCUUUAAGUUAAAACGCGAAU